AUUACGUCUAGGUUUCGAAUUGCAAAUCUUUCCCAUCCAUGUCACAAAGAAUGGCUCAGGAAUAAAAGACUAUUAUCACUGACUACCAGCCAAGUCUUUAUGCAAUAAUCGAUCGAGGGAGCUGAGAGAUUGGAGGCUAAUGUCAAAGGAAUAGCUUGCUGUAGUCUGCUAGACUGAGAUUUUUUUGUUGGUCGGCAUGGGUAGCCGUAGCUUGCUAGCUCUGUUCAGCUUGCUGAUCGCGUGGUCUUUGGAGUCUGAAGCACAACUCUUAGGUUGCCCCCCCAUCGAUCUUGGAAUAUUGUUGGAUAGUUCAGGAAGUCUUAAUCUGCCUGGGUACGACAACGAAGGAAGCAUAGAGACGUUCGUGAAGGAACUUGUUGGUAAUUUCGAUAUUAACCCUGGUAUCAAUGGAACUCACGUUGGGAUAGUUCAAUUUGACAGCUCAGCAAAGUUGCGGUAUAAAUUUACUCAACCUCAAACUCCUGCUGCUGUGGAAGCUGCAAUAGAGUCAUACAAAAUUGGAGAUGGAAGUACAAUGCUUAAUAGAGGCAUUGAUAUGUGUGAUGAUGAACUUUUUCAAACAUCAGAGGGAAUGAGAGGACCCGAAUAUAAAAAGGUGCUGAUCAUUUUCACGGAUGGUAAGCAGACACAGCUAAAUGAAAGGCAACCCAUAAAUCCAAAAGAUAACACACAGGUUCUCAAAGACAAGAAUGUAACGGUUUUCUCUAUUGGCGCUGGUACUCCUGAUCCGAUCGAACUGUAUGAAAUGUCCUCUGGAUAUCCCUUUGUUGGACGGUUGGACUUAAGAGAUCCUGCAAAAGCCGUUCCUCCCAUUAUCAACCAGUUGUGCAAAGUUGAAGUUACGGUGUAUGGACCAAAAGGUGCACCCGGAGGAACAGGAGAGAGGGUCAGCGGAAAAUUCUUCGUUAUCAAUUAUGCAAAAUUUUCUCACUAA
This is a messenger RNA of Pocillopora damicornis (cauliflower coral), 955 nucleotides long. RefSeq lists its product as uncharacterized. Gene Ontology annotation, molecular function: extracellular matrix structural constituent. NCBI's taxonomy places the organism in Eukaryota, Metazoa, Cnidaria, Anthozoa, Scleractinia, Pocilloporidae. The record is from RefSeq and is a predicted model, not a curated record.